Aricia agestis (brown argus) is the source of this 1699-nucleotide messenger RNA. It is a transcript of the gene Ada3, whose product is annotated as transcriptional adapter 3. Gene Ontology annotation, cellular component: SAGA complex. The record is from RefSeq and is a predicted model, not a curated record. Gene Ontology annotation, biological process: regulation of transcription by RNA polymerase II. The transcript has a single exon. Lineage: Eukaryota; Metazoa; Arthropoda; Insecta; Lepidoptera; Lycaenidae. Gene Ontology annotation, molecular function: transcription coactivator activity. The coding region runs from base 249 to 1643 and encodes 464 amino acids.
CAUUUUGUCAUGGUUCCGUACUAUUUUUGUUUGUGAAACGUAAAUGGAAUCAUAAUUCUACCUCAUUCGUCUAAUUAUUUAGUUUUCUGCUAAGUAUAAUAUUAUUGUGUAUUAUUGUAAGUGUAAAAAAGGAAUAACACCAGGUUUAUUAGAAGCAAGAACGAAAUAAAAAUCAUCUAUCUUUGACAGUACAUGUAUACGCAUUUUGCCUAUUUACCUACAAGUUUUCGCGGGCGAAUUGAAUUAAAAUGAUGGGCAAAAGAAUGCAUCACAACAGUAAAGGGAGAUUGGCAAGUAAAGGCCACGAUAACGGCAAGCCCUCAAGUCCAGGAAUUUCUCCCUACAAUAAACCCGCUAAAACAUCAGGCUCUGUAUCGGUGGGCAAAACAAAAGUAGACUUGUGUCCCAUACCCUAUAUACGACAACAGGAUAAUAAUGUCACGUUACCGCGACUAGCGGCUAUUGCAGCGAGAUCGGCAGAUGAACCUAUCGGAAUGGACGAAUUAGAUGCCUUGCAGCUAGAAUUAGAGUCACUCCUUUGUAAUACGGCACUGCGUAUACGGUAUUUUCAAGGAGAAAUAGAAAGCAUAGAUACGAACGAAUCCAAACGCGAAAAGAAGGGUAAAGCGGCUGGUAAACAACUUCAGUAUCCAGUGAAGAGGAAAUUCCAGGAAGAAAAACUGGUGAAAACGAAAGACUAUGCAAAACUGCCCAACCAACCCAAAAUACCAAAGUUUAAGAACUUCAAUAAUAGUUCAUCAACGUCUCAUAACUAUCCGAAUGAUAACAAUGUUAAUUCCGAUAAUUCUGUUAAAUUGGAGCUCUCUCAACUUGCCCUACCGAAAAAUAACAUUCCAUACAAGUUCUGGAACUCCGUGGAACCCUACUGUGCACCCAUAACUCUGGAUGACAUAAAGUUUCUGGAAUCUUUGCACGCUCAAAGCAGCAAUACCACUUUACCACCGAUACCGCCUUUGGGAAGACACUACUCUGAGGUAUGGGCUGAAGAACAUUUAACUGAAGAUCAAAAUGCUUCAAACCCUUACAAGCAAAAGUCUUCAGGGAUGUCUCCAGAUGCAUCCAACUUACGGAAAAAGUUAGAAAAGACAAAUGACAACAUGAUUACUGGACCACUUACUCAGAGGCUGGUGUCAGCGUUGAUGGAAGAAAAUGUGAUACCCUAUGAGGUAUCAGAUAUUAAGGUCAAACAACCACCAAGUACAAAAGUCAACAAUAGAAAUUCCCUAACAUUAGAAAAAUGUCUUCGUAAAGAGCUAGUCGAACAGGGUAUUCUGGAUCCCGAGGACUUGCCACCGCUGACUAAUCCUGCCGAUGACGAAAUUCUUGCAGAAAUUAAAAAGUGUCAGACUGAGUUGACUGCUGUGAGAAAAGAAAAUUGUCGGAAUCUUAAGAACCUGAUAAAUCAAUGUAAACAAGAAAUGAUAAGACUGAACUUGAAAAAGCAGCUCGAUCAAGUUGAUAUGGAGUGUACUGAGAUUUAUAAGAAAAUGGUUGCGGCCAAACAGAAAAAGCGACCAAUCACAAAGAAAGAAAAAGAAGAUGCUUGGAGAGCUAUUAAUGAACAAAUAAGACUUAAUAAGGAAAUAAAUGCUUUGCCUGUGACUGGGCCAAAUUCUAGUUAAAUUCUAUGUUAUUAUUGUGUAAUUUGGACUUAAAAGUAAAUAUUAUAUUCCUGCAA